Fraxinus pennsylvanica is the source of this 1095-nucleotide messenger RNA. NCBI's taxonomy places the organism in Eukaryota, Viridiplantae, Streptophyta, Magnoliopsida, Lamiales, Oleaceae. The record is from the annotation of a GenBank genome assembly.
AUGGAAGAAGAUCAAAUGGUCGAUCCAUUGGUGGAACAAGCCAUUCAAAGAGUAGUAGCAUAUCAGAAGAAGGUCAAGGCUCCUUCUUCAGUGAGCGAAGUCAAGAAAUCGCAUAGUCCCUCUCCAAGUUUCAAUGAUUGGGUACCACGAGGAUCAAUCUCAGAUGCAAGUCGCAACAGGGAGUUUAGACCUCAAGUAUCAUCUUUAAUUAAAUCUCCGAGAUUCUCAAGUUCGUCUCCAAUGCCGAAUAACAGGAGAGGAUCAAGUUCAGCAUCAAAUGCAAGUUUGCAGUGCUCUAUUCCAUAUAUCAAUCCCGGAUUCAUUGAUUUCUUUUGCCUUCUUUGGCACUAUGUUCCAUCUACAAGGGAACUUCCAAGGCCUAAAACUCUGACUCCAUGUUCCAAGGGUUGGAUAGGAUUUGGUUCAGUCUCAAAACUGCCAUCUUCGACUCAAGUUUUACCUUCAACUGAAAUCCCAAUGCAUCAUAAUCCAUCUUCAACUUUGAGUCGUGGCCCAAGACCCAAUCUGAUUUCAAGUGCUAAUACGAUUACACCAUAUCAACUUUCAGUGAAAAAUCAGGUUCCCAACCAGAAUCCAUGCCCGAGAUCAAGCGUAAAUGUUACACAAACACACUCCAGCUUAAAGAGGAAAGCAGCAGAUUGUGAUGUUAACAUAACCAACAAUUCAGUGAGGAAUUUAUCUUGUGAUCUCUGUCAAGUUAGCUGCUCAAGUGCAUUAACUCUUCAGCAGCACGUAAAAGGUCGUACUCACCAGGCGAAGUUGAAAUGGAUGCAAUUAAACAGGAAUGGCAAAGAACAGAGUCAACACGGUCAACCAAGAUGCGAUGUCUGCAAAAUUUUCUGCACGGACAAAACUGCUCUGUACCUGCACUUGACAGGGAAAAAACACAAGGCCAAACUGCAUGAAUUGGAACUUCGCCAGAAAAAUGGUGGAGAGAAUGGAACGAAGAUGCUGUGGUGUGAGUUGUGUCAUGUUCCUUGCAUGAACGAAGAUUGUUUUAAGUCGCACCUCAAGGGGAAAAAACACAUAGCUCAUGUUUACAAUGUCAAUACGAAAAUGAAAAUUGAAAAUUAG